AACCUUCUGGGAAGGCAAAUUCUUUGUCAGAGAACACGGACAGUUGGCUUCAUGAGCCAUCUGUGUCGGAAAACGUUGGAAUGUGAGUGCUCAGUGCUUGUGAGUGCUCUGCCAGAAGAUUUGGUGUUCCAGCCCCAGCAAUAACUGCAGCAGUUUGUCUUUGUCUCAUAAAACAGGAGGAAGGAGAAGAUCCCAUCAGAUCCAGGAUACAAGUGGAAUAACGGCCUGAAACCUGGCCAUGUGCUGCCGUAAAGUUGUUCUGGGUUUGGUAGCAGCCCCAGACUUUUGUACAAGGGGCUGAUGGAAACUCACCACUCCACACUGCUGGGGAAGAGAGAGGACCCUCAAGCAAAGGGCUGCAUCUUGUUUCCUCAAGUUCUCCUCUCUCCUUGAUGGUCUUGCCUCCUGUGUCCUUGAACAGAGAGGCAGGUUUUGAAGUCAUCCUGGCCAGAGGAGCAGGUAUUCAUUCUGCUGAAAAAACCCUUUCCAUGUUGUCCACAGCAGUGAUGAAAAGAGAAGCCCCUCUCAGAGACUGAACUCGUCUGUCAGGAAAAUACCAUUUGCAGAACUUGUCAUGUCUCCCUUCCUGAGGAUUGGUUUGUCCAACUAUGACAGUGGCCCUUACCUGCCGUCCCAGGGGGAGGUGAUUAACCCCUACUGCGCCGUGAUGGUCAAAGAAGCCGUGGAGUCAGAGAAUGGCCAAGUGUACGUGCAGAAGAAGCCCACCAUGUACCCACCCUGGAACAGCACUUUUGAUGCCCACAUCAACAAUGGCCGGGUCAUGCACAUCGUGGUCAAGGACAAAAGUGCUGAAAUGGUCUCAGAGACCACAGUGGAGCUGAAGGUGCUGGCAGAGAGGUGCAAGAAGAGCAAUGGGAAGACAGAGAUAUGGCUAGAACUGAAGCCUCAAGGGCGAAUGCUGAUGAACGCAAGAUACUUCCUGGAAAUCAGUGAUGCGAAGGACCUGGCUGACUGUGAGACUGAAAGCUUCUUCUCCUUGCACCAGCGCAGGGGAGCCAUCAAACAGGCCAAAAUCCACAACGUCAAGUGCCACGAGUUCACAGCCACCUUCUUUCCACAGCCCACCUUCUGCUCUGUGUGCCACGAGUUUGUCUGGGGUCUGAAUAAACAAGGCUAUCAGUGCAGACAAUGUAAUGCUGCCAUUCAUAAGAAGUGCAUUGAUAAAGUAAUAGCCAAGUGUACAGGAUCAGCAAUCAAUAGCAGAGAAACAAUGUUCCACAAGGAGAGGUUCAAGAUCGACAUGCCCCACCGCUUCAAAGUGUACAACUACAAGAGCCCCACGUUCUGUGAGCACUGUGGCACCCUGCUCUGGGGGCUGGCACGGCAGGGGCUCAAGUGUGACGCCUGUGGCAUGAACGUCCACCACAAGUGCCAGGCAAAAGUAGCAAAUCUUUGUGGAGUGAACCAGAAACUGAUGGCUGAAGCUCUGGCAAUGAUAGAGAGCACCCAGCAGGCUCGCUGCCAGCGCGACAGUGAGCAGAUCUCCAGAGAUGGACCUCUGGAAAUUGGCUUCCCUGUUCCUGUGAAGGAUGUGACACCACUUCAGGCCCUGCCAGCAUCAGGGAAAAAAGAGCCACAAGGCAUCUCCUGGGAGACCCCAGUGGAGGGCACAGUGAAGGGAGAAUCCCUCAUAGAGUCAGACUUGGGAGAACAGUCCCAGGAGCAGCAGGAGCACCAAGUGCAGUUAAAACUGACCAUUGAAGAUUUUGUCCUGCACAAGAUGCUGGGGAAGGGCAGCUUUGGCAAGGUGUUCCUGGCCGAGCUGAAGAGCACAGACCAGUAUUUUGCUGUGAAAGCCCUGAAGAAGGACGUGGUGCUGAUGGAUGAUGACGUUGAGUGCACGAUGGUGGAGAAGAGAGUCCUUUCCUUGGCUUGGGAGCACCCAUUCCUCACUCAUGUCUUCUGCACGUUCCAGACCAAGGAAAACCUCUUUUUUGUGAUGGAAUACCUCAAUGGAGGAGACCUCAUGUUCCACAUCCAGAGCUGCCACAAGUUCGACCUCCCCAGAGCAACGUUUUAUGCUGCUGAAAUCAUUUGUGGGCUCCAGUUCCUCCACUCCAAGGGCAUCAUAUACAGAGACUUGAAGCUGGACAAUGUCCUCCUGGACAACGAGGGGCACAUCAAAAUUGCCGACUUUGGGAUGUGCAAGGAGAACAUGUUUGGAGAUGCCAAGACAAGCACUUUCUGUGGGACUCCUGACUAUAUUGCCCCUGAGAUACUGCUGGGGCAGAAGUACAACACCUCUGUGGACUGGUGGUCCUUUGGUGUCCUCCUGUAUGAGAUGCUCAUUGGCCAAUCCCCUUUCCAUGGCCAAGAUGAGGAGGAGCUUUUCCAGUCCAUCCGCAUGGACAACCCCUUCUACCCUCGCUGGCUGGACAAGGAUGCAAAGGACAUUUUGGUGAAGCUUUUUGUAAGAGAGCCCGAGAGGAGGCUGGGGGCGAGAGGGAACAUCCGCCAGCACGCCUUCUUCAGGGAAAUCAACUGGGAAGCUUUGGAAGAGAGGAGGAUGGAGCCUCCUUUCAAGCCAAGAGUGAAAUCUCCAAGUGACUGUAGCAACUUCGACAAGGAAUUCCUAAAUGAAAAACCCAGACUGUCCUGUGCUGACAGAGCACUGAUUAACAGCAUGGACCAAAAUAUGUUCAGCAACUUCUCUUUUGUGAACCCUAAAAUGGAGAAAAUAUUUUCCUGAGAUCUGCCUUACUGAAGGAAUUCUCUGUAAUGAUUUGAGUAGCACUUUGUCAGCUGAAGACUGUGCAUGGUUGUUUUUAUCAAGAACCCUCCAGAAAGAAAGCACCUCAGUGAAAGUUUGUACCAUGCCUGGAGGCUUCUGACUUUCUCCAGUCCAUGGCAGAUGCCAGCCUACUCUUCAUUGAUGAUAAAGUUUCUUUGUGGUAUCUUUUGGUCUCUCUUCUCUCUCUUCCCAAUGUUCUUGAAGUAGAAAGCAUUUGAAAAUGAGGAGGUGCCAAAACCUGUUCCCCACUACUUGUACACCCACCCAACAGGUUUCUCUGUAAGGAAAAGUGAGUAUUUUUGAGGUUCUGGUGAUGUCAGUGCCCAUUUCUGCAACUCUGACCCAGACCCACCUUCUUUUGAAGGAAAAGUGAUUUUCUCAAGGCCUGAUCAGGGAAGACUCAAGUUGGAUGCUUUGGUAACCUCCACUUGUACAUGUGCAGAAUUGCCAAAGUGUGCACAGCUUUGAAGAAAGAAAUUUGCUCCCUACACCCUUUAAAAAUGCUGUUCACAGGUGUUAGGAUUCAAUUUUCCUCCAUAGGACGAAGAAACUUUUUUCAGGUGCCCAUUCCACCAUCUGCACAUCUCAAUGGAUCAUUACCAAAGGGGGUGCCAAGGGGGUACAGAAAACCAGGAGUUUACACUUAGUGCCUGAGCAGGAAGGAUGGGAAGUUGCAGAAUGUUUCAAGAACCCUGUUGUAAAGCUUUAAGUGUCUUCUGACACACCAGACUCAGGGCAAGAUCUCAAUGGGGCUUUCUGACAUUUUA
Molecule: messenger RNA, 3519 nt
Organism: Zonotrichia albicollis (white-throated sparrow)
Lineage: Eukaryota; Metazoa; Chordata; Aves; Passeriformes; Passerellidae
Source: RefSeq, a predicted model, not a curated record